AAAAGUAACCUCGGAAAGUUGCAAAAUCAGUCACUUGUUCACACCAACACAAAAGCUCGGUCAAAUGUAGAAACCCAUUGUGAGUAUGAACCUCAUCUUUGUAGACGAGGUGGAAAGGAUUUAUUCAACUUAUGUGUGCAUGAACAAACUCAUACUGAAAAGAAACCCUAUAUUUGUAAAGAUUGUGGGAAGGCUUUUUUGUAUUCAUCUACUUUACAAACGCAUGUGCGAAUUCAUACUGAAGAGAGGCCUUAUAUUUGUAAAGAAUGUGGUAGGGAAAUUAUCACUGUAUCUAAUUUACAUAGGCAUGAGCAAACUCAUAAUGGAGAGAAGCCUUAUAUUUGUAAACAAUGUGGUAAAGCAUUUUCGCAAUAUUCUACUUUAAAUGUUCAUGAGCGAAUUCAUACUAGAGAAAAGCCUUGUGUUUGUGAACAAUGUGGAAAAAGAUUCUCAAACAUAUCUGAUUUACAUAGGCGCGAGCGAACUCACACUGGAAAGAAGCCUUAUGUUUGUAAACAAUGCGGCAAGAACUUUUCGCAAUCAACUGGUUUGCACGUGCAUGAGCGAACACAUUCGGAAGAGAAACCUUAUGUUUGUAAACACUGUGGUAAAGGUUUUUCGCACAUAUCUAAUUUACAUAUCCAUGAGCGAAUUCAUACCGGAGAAAAGCCUUAUGUUUGUAAAGAAUGUGGGAGUAAAUUUCCUCAUGUAUCAAGUUUACAUAGACAUGAGCAAACUCAUCGGACUGGAGAGAAACUUUAUUUUUGUCAACAGUGUGGAAAGUUUUUUUUUGCGAUUAUUCAAUUCACAAGUGCAUGAGGAAACUCAUACUGGAGAGAGGCCUUAUGUUUGUAAACAAUGUGGUAGUGAAUUUUCGCAUGUAUCGAGUUUACUUAGGCAUGAGCGAACUAAUGAAUCUCAUGAUACUAUAGAGAUUUCUUAUGUUUGUAAACAACGUGGAAGAAAAUUUCCGCGACUAUCUCAUAUGUCGGCUCAUGAGCUAAUUCAUACUGGAGGAACCUUAUGUUUGUAAACAAUAUGGAAAGGGUUUUUCGUAAUUAUUUACACUGAAAGCGCAUGAGCGAACUCAUACUGGGGAGAAGCCAUAUGUUUGUAAUAAAUGUGGUAAAGGGUUUUCGCAAUCAUCUAAUUUAUAUGUUCAUGAGAGAAAUCAUACCGGAGAUAAUCCUUAUGUUUGUAAACAAUGUGGUAAAGGUUUUUUGAAUUCAACCGAUUUACAUAGGCAUGA
Messenger RNA from Styela clava, 1249 nucleotides. NCBI's taxonomy places the organism in Eukaryota, Metazoa, Chordata, Ascidiacea, Stolidobranchia, Styelidae. The record is from RefSeq and is a predicted model, not a curated record.